Molecule: messenger RNA, 2206 nt
Organism: Rhinolophus ferrumequinum (greater horseshoe bat)
Lineage: Eukaryota; Metazoa; Chordata; Mammalia; Chiroptera; Rhinolophidae
Gene: METTL8
Product: methyltransferase 8, methylcytidine
Exons: 10
Coding region: 213-1409 (398 amino acids)
Molecular function (GO): tRNA (cytidine-N3)-methyltransferase activity
Source: RefSeq, a predicted model, not a curated record
UUUCCGGUCUGCACGCGGCACGGAGGAGAACUGUGGGGGCGCUGUUACCUGUGCGCGCCUGGCACUCUGGGAGUUGUCCCUUGCUGCCCCCGUGUCCCCACGCCUCUCAGCCCCGGACUUUCUGGCACAGCCUGGCCGGGCGCCGAGAGAGGCGCGGUGUCGAGUGCGACCUCCCCCUAAAGCAGUGCCCUGUGCUAAAGGUACUUAUUAGGAUGAGUGGGAUUUGGAGAAAUUCUAUUUUCUGUCUAAGGAUAGGAAAGGUACCACAAAGAUGCCAAAGUGGUAAUCCUCCAGUGGUCCCUCUGGGAUCAAGGAUUUUAACUGACCCCGCCAAAGUUUUUGAGCACAACAUGUGGGAUCAUAUGCAAUGGUCAAAAGAAGAAGAAGCAGCAGCCAGAAAAAAAGUAGAGGAAAACUCAGCCGUGCGAGUCCUUCUGGAAGAGCAAGUUAAGUAUGAGAGUGAAGCAAGUAAAUAUUGGGACACAUUUUACAAGAUUCACAAGAAUAAGUUUUUCAAGGAUCGUAAUUGGCUGUUGAGGGAAUUUCCAGAGAUUCUUCCAGUUGAUCAAAACACUGAAGAGAAUGCAAAAGAAUUAUUAUGGGAUCACGUAAAAACUAAUGCUGCAAAUAGUUUUUCAAGAAUGCACUGUGCUACCAUGCUUGAAGAAAAAAUUCAUUAUAAGAAAAGUUCUGUCUUGUCAGAUGGUCAAAGCAAAGCAGGAUCUAAUUUUUCUAACGUAGACUCUGAAGAACACAGAAAAGGACCUCUCAAGCCUGAGCCAUUUCCUGGUAGCAACGCCACUUUCCGAAUCCUAGAGGUUGGCUGUGGUGCUGGAAAUAGUGUUUUUCCAAUUCUGGAUACUUUGCAGAAUGCUCCAGAGUCCUUUCUUUAUUGUUGUGAUUUUUCUUCUGGAGCUGUGGAGCUAGUAAAGUCACACUCAGCCUACAGAGCAGCCCAGUGUUGUGCCUUUGUUCACGACGUCUGUGAUGACGGCUUGCCCUACCCUUUUCCAGAUGGGUUCCUGGAUGUCAUUCUCCUUGUCUUUGUGCUCUCUUCUAUUCAUCCCCACAGGAUGCAAGGUGUUGUAAACCGACUGUCCAAGUUACUGAAACCUGGGGGAAUGCUGUUAUUUCGGGACUAUGGAAGAUACGAUAAGACUCAGCUUCGUUUUAAAACGGGGCAUUGUUUAUCUGAAAAUUUUUAUGUUCGAGGAGAUGGUACCAGAGCAUAUUUCUUUACAAAAGGGGAAGUCCACAAUAUGUUCUGCAAGGCUGGGUUAGACGAGAAGCAAAAUCUGGUUGAUCGUCGCUUACAAGUUAAUAGGAAAAAACAAGUGAAAAUGCACCGGGUGUGGGUUCAAGGCAAAUUCCAGAAACCAUUACACUUGACUCAAAAAGCUCCAACUUGAUAUUUUCUCUGUCAUAGCUGAACUGUGUACCAUGUUAAGGUACAAAUGAGAGGACCAUGCUGUUCAAAGACUUCUAUAAAUAUUUCAUUUCUAAAAAGACAAUCAGAAGAAAAUUUGUAUAUUCUGUUGUUUAUCAUAGGUGAGCUCCUUUGUGUAUUUUAAGCACAUGCAAGUGAUUUGAACGAGUGCACCAUGUUCUGUGUUUUCAAAACUUAAUAUGAUCAAGCUUGUUUGGGUUUAUUACGUCUAACCAUUUUGUUUGUUCUUUGAAUUUUGUAAGUAUUCAAUUAAAUUACUGACAAAUCAGAUUCUGAGAAAUGAUAAUCGGUCAUUUUUUAGAAGUGGGGAAAAUCAUCUACUCUAGUUAUAUAUUAGUCAAACACAAUUUAACUCCCCUCCAGUGUUAUCAUGGAAAAAUCACAAGCCUAAGACAAAGGUAUAUUGUUUUUGUUUUGUUGUCUGUUUUCCCCAACACUUUUUUUUUUUUAAUUCAGAAACUAAAGUCUGAUGUAGAAUUUUAGUUUUUCUUUCCUUUUCUAAAAUUGGGGAAGUAUAACCCAUGCUAACGUUAUUUUCAUACUAUUUGGUGUACAAAUUGUUAAAAGCUCUCUUUAAGAUAACUGUUAUACCCAAGACAAUUCUUAAAUUGUAGCCAUUAAAAAUUUGUUUACCACUUUGCCUCAAAAGGAUAUAAUUUGACUUGCAAAUUGCAGUUUGCACUUAGAAUGGAGUUUUUUGUUGUUGUUUUGUUUCGUUGAUUUUUUUUUUUCUUUUUGCACUUAGAAUGGAGUUUCUAA